This is a messenger RNA of Quercus robur (English oak), 3355 nucleotides long. RefSeq names its product protein argonaute 16. Gene Ontology annotation, biological process: regulatory ncRNA-mediated post-transcriptional gene silencing. The transcript is spliced from 23 exons. The record is from RefSeq and is a predicted model, not a curated record. Gene Ontology annotation, molecular function: protein binding; RNA binding. Gene Ontology annotation, cellular component: cytoplasm. The coding region runs from base 196 to 2919 and encodes 907 amino acids. NCBI's taxonomy places the organism in Eukaryota, Viridiplantae, Streptophyta, Magnoliopsida, Fagales, Fagaceae.
UAGUCAUUAUAAUAUUUCCAAAACAAGUGGCUCUUUCCCUCCAGAGCCUCCCACAUUGAGUCUCCAUAGGAGGCUAUAGCAUAGUGGCGCUCUGGUUUUCGUUUCUUUCCAUAAAUCGCUUCAAUUCUCUCCCGCAAAAACCCUAGAACUCUGAUUCUGCGUUUCCGAAUACCUCUUUCACGGACCCUAGCCUAGAUGGAGAAAUCAGGUGGUUCUAAGGAAGCUGGUGGGCCACCACCACCUUUGCCCCCGCCGCCUCCAGCCAUACCUCCCAAUGUUAAGCCAGAACGAGUGACCACUACUAAGUAUACUAUUACCAGCAGGCGUGGAGUUGGGACUACUGGUCGGCCCAUACAGUUGCUCUCUAACCACUUUAAAGUUCAUGUUGAUAAUCCAGAUGCAGUGUUUUACCAGUAUAGUGUAUCUAUUACUGGGGAAGAAAAGAGAGUUGUUGAAGGCAGAGGCAUUGGGAGAAAAGUAAUUGAUAGGGUUUACCAAACCUAUGCUUCUGAACUUGCUGGUAAAAGGUUUGGUUAUGACGGGGAGAAAAGUCUGUACACUGUUGGUCCUCUGCCACAGAACAAGUUUGAGUUCCAAGUGGUGCUUGAUGAGGUUGCAAAACGCGAUAUUGGGAGUCCUGGUGGCAGUGGGAGCCCCAGUGGGCCAAGUAAGCGGUCUAAACGGACGUUUCAGUCUAAGACUUUCAACGUAGACAUUAGUUAUUCUGCAAAAAUACCAUUGAAGUCAGUUGCUCUUGCUCUCAGAGGAGCUGAUGUUGAUGUUAAUGCUCAGGAUGCCUUGAGAGUCCUUGAUAUUGUACUGAGGCAGCAAGCUGCUAACAGGGGCUGUCUUUUGGUGAGGCAGUCCUUCUUUCAUGACGACACACGGAACUUCACAAGUGUUGGAGGAGGUGUUACUGGUGUUCGGGGCUUCCAUUCCAGCUUCCGUCCAACACAGGGUGGCUUGUCUCUUAAUAUGGAUGUGUCUACGACAAUGAUCCUAACACCUGGACCUCUGAUUGAUUUUCUAUUAGCUAACCAGAAUGUACGGGAAGCUCGCUAUAUUGACUGGGUAAAGGCUAAGAGAAUGCUGAAAAAUGUUAGGAUAAAGACAUUGCACCGAAACAUGGAAUUCAAAAUAAUUGGCCUGAGUGAGAAACCAUGCAAUCAGCAAUACUUUUCUAUGAGAGUGAAAAAUGGGGACGGUGCAAGUGAAGGGCAGACUGUGGAUAUCACUGUCUAUGAUUAUUUCGCUAGACACUGUGGUAUAGAACUUAAAUAUUCUGCAUACCUGCCAUGUGUUGAUGUCGGCAAGCCAAAAAGGCCCAACUAUCUGCCACUGGAGCUCUGUACACUAAUUUCCCUUCAACGCUAUACGAAAGCAUUAUCUUCGACGCAGAGGGCAUCAUUAGUUGAAAAAUCAAGGCAGAAGCCUCAGGAGAGAAUUAGAACUCUGACUGAUGCUAUGACAAACUACAAAUAUGACGAUGAUCCUGUGCUUGCUGAGUGUGGUAUUUCUAUAGAGAAACAAUUGACUCAGGUUGAGGGUCGCAUCCUUGAGACUCCAAAGUUGAAGGUUGGUAACAGCGAUGACUGCAUCCCUCGUAAUGGGCGAUGGAAUUUCAAUAACAAGAAACUUUUGGACCCUACUCAAAUUGACCGCUGGGUAGUUGUCAAUUUCUCUGCACGCUGUGAUACUAGUCAUAUUUCACGGGAGCUUAUCAACUGCGGAAGGAAUAAGGGCAUUAUUAUUCAACGACCAUAUACACUAAUUGAGGAAGAUUCACAAUUUAGAAGGGCCAGCCCUGUUGUCAGAGUUGAAAAGAUGUUUGAACAGAUACAAGCAAAGCUUCCUGGCGCACCUGAAUUCAUCCUUUGUGUAUUGCCAGAGAGGAAAAACUCUGAACUUUAUGGGCCUUGGAAGAAGAGAAGUCUGAGCGACUUUGGUAUAGUCACACAAUGUAUUUCCCCUGCUAAGGUUAACGACCAGUACCUUACUAAUCUGCUUCUUAAGAUCAAUUCUAAGCUUGGAGGAAUAAAUUCUUUGUUGGCAAUAGAGCACUCCUCACGUGUUCCUCUGAUAAAUGAUACUCCUACAUUGAUUUUGGGGAUGGAUGUCUCGCAUGGGUCUCCUGGGCGAUCAGAUGUCCCAUCUGUUGCUGCGGUUGUUGGCUCUCGAAGUUGGCCGCUGAUUUCAAGGUAUAGAGCAUCUGUAAGAACACAGUCACCUAAAGUGGAGAUGAUUGAUGCUUUAUACAAGCCUUUAGAGGACGGUAGUGAUGAUGGUAUCAUCAGGGAACUGCUUGUGGACUUCUUUAAAACAAGCAAGGGGCGGAAACCAACUCAGAUUAUUGUGUUCAGGGAUGGAGUGAGUGAAUCACAAUUUAACCAGGUUUUGAACAUUGAGCUGGAUCAAAUCAUAAAGGCAUACCAGCAUCUUGGGGAGGAAAACAUUCCCAAGUUCACAGUGAUCGUGGCUCAGAAGAAUCAUCAUACAAAGCUAUUUCAAGCUAGUUCCCCUGAUAAUGUUCCACCUGGGACUGUUGUGGACACAAAAAUUGUGCACCCAAGGAAUUAUGAUUUCUACAUGUGUGCUCAAGCAGGGAUGAUUGGAACUUCUAGGCCAGCACACUAUCAUGUCUUGGUUGAUGAGAUUGGUUUCUCACCUGAUCAAUUGCAAAAUCUGAUCCAUUCACUAUCAUAUGUGUACCAAAGGAGUACAACUGCAAUUUCAAUUGUGGCACCAAUAUGUUAUGCCCACCUUGCUGCACAACAGAUGGGUCAGUUCAUUAAGUUUGAAGACAUUCCAGAAGCCUCCUCCUCUCCAAGAAGUGGAAGUGUCACUAAUGUAGGGGGUGUGCCUGUCCAAGAGCUCCCUAGGUUGCAUGAGAAUGUCCAGGGUUCCAUGUUCUUCUGUUGAGUCUGUGCUAAGUUGCUAACAGCAUUUUGUAGAUACUGCUAAUCUCAUAUGGUUUUUGUUACUGUACAUACUUGGGCGGCAUAGGGGUAUACGCAUAGACAGGCAACCCUAAUUCAGGUGGAGUGCAGAGAUGAUAGGUAAUUGAGCUCAGAAGCAAACCUUUUGUUUAAGUUAAUGGAUAUGUUUAGAUGUUUUCUACAUCGUUUAGAUGUUUUUUUUCUACAUUGUAAUGGUACUAGACUACUAGUGCUUGCCAAGACAUUUGUGUUUUCACCUAGACCCUAGGCUUAUUUUGUUUCACUAUUCCGUCUGGGAUUAGAUGUCUGAACCCUGGAAAUGCUUAGCCACUACGCUUUUGGAAAUCUGUAAUUAUCUGGUUCUCGUGAUCUUCAUUACUCUAACUUUCCAAACUCAAUAUCACUGGUAUAUUCUCUCU